This is a messenger RNA of Desarmillaria tabescens, 1059 nucleotides long. Its product is annotated as Homeodomain-like protein. The record is from RefSeq and is a predicted model, not a curated record. Lineage: Eukaryota; Fungi; Basidiomycota; Agaricomycetes; Agaricales; Physalacriaceae. The transcript is spliced from 7 exons. The coding region runs from base 104 to 805 and encodes 233 amino acids.
UUCAAGGCCCGCUCGGGUCCGGAAAACAACAAGUAACCGGAUUUGUUUGGUCCUGGCGCUAACAACCCAGCGCGAAAACAAGAGGACCCUGAAGCCCUCAAUCAUGCAAAAGGGUUCCGCUACUCGAGAGAGGCGGUCCUGGACAGAAGAAGAGGACCGUCUCCUUCGCGAGGCCGUUAAGAAAGAGGACCCCGACAGCGCGAGCCCAUCCAAGUGGUACGCGAUCGCCAAACAUGUCCCGGACCGAACAAACAAAGACUGCCGCAAACGCUGGUUCGCCAAAAUGGCCUCGGACGUCGUCAAGGGUGGAUGGUCUCCGGAAGAGGACGCGAGACUCGUCAAAGCGAUCGAGCAGUGCGGCACGAGGUGGUCGAUGGUGGCCGCGAUGGUGCAGAGCAGGAAUAGCGACCAGUGUGCAAAGCGCUGGACAGAUACCUUGAAUCCCGCGAUCGACAGGACUACUUGGACACCGGAAGGGGAUGCUCUCCUCCUAAAGGCCGUCAGUGAGCACGGCAAAGUCUGGACAAAAAUCGUCAAAACGUAUUUCCCAGGGAGAACAGGUCUCUCGGCCAAGAAUAGAUACAACAGCAUAACGCGGGGUAACAUUGAUUCGCGACGUAGCCAAGGUCACUCCGUGUCGGCGUCGGGUCCUGUACCAUACGCCCAGAACCUCCAGCCUACGACGUCAUCGUCGGGACCGGUAGUCGUGCACAUGUCCCUUCCCCCGGCCCCGAUACCGCAGCUCCCUCCCUCCAUGUACAACAGCCCCUCCCAAGGAAUGCGCUUGCCUUUCCCCAUAUCAUAAGGCUGCAAAUUACGACAACUAUGGACACAACUUUUAGAUGGAAACCCUACCACGAAUGUAACUUAAUCAUCAAACGCGAAUGUAUGUUUGUAUGUUGAAGAAAUUGUAACAUUGACACUUUCCCAUCACAACCUGUGAUGCAGAAGACUCGGUUUUUGAUGAUGGCUCCUUCUCCCGUGUCUCGGAGCGACUGGGUGCGAUAGUGACAGCCGGACUGUAAGGCUCCAAGCGUGAUCGUGUACUCUCCCAUUAUA